UUGCAGACGGAGAAGACACAUCGGGAUGAACUGCAGGAGAACGGAAAGAAUUGUAAACGAGGGUGGGAGGGCUGGUGAGCGUCGCGACGCCUCGACCCUCUCAGUCUCCGCCCAACCGGCGUCGAGGAUGCAGUGGUCUCGUGGAUGGUGAUUGCGAAUUCCUGGUGGAACAUCCGGUGCUCGGGGUUGUUCCCUCGUGGAGGAGUUCUCUCGGUGUUUGUCGAGGGUUUAUUUGCACCGAGUGAAGGACUAAUGGAGGGGGUGGGGCUGAUACGGUCCGGUGACUUGUGAGUGCUAUUCCAAGUUGUUGUCAAAGUGGCGGGUUGAGAAUUCGUGGAAGAUUACAGGGGGAUAUCGGUUUCUCUGGAGGCUUUAAGAAGACAGUCAAGAUCAGUCGCGUCAAAGCGAUGUCGUCAACUAAAGUUCCGUGGGGGAAGAAAUCAUGACAGGAACAUACCGGAUAUCGGUGAGUACAGAGAGCGCGGGUGAAGAUGAGGAGAGUCUCGCUGGUGAUGGUGUUGUCACGCAUCUCACCAUGACAACGAGGGUUUCGGGAAUGGGAAGCCCAACACCUGGGGGCUUCCAUCGUGGUAUCAUUGGUGGCCAUCACAAUCAGCAUGUCACCUUUGAUCCUGAAGCCCAACCAACCAUGCUCUAUCCAACCACCAGCCUCCUCGAGAGGCCUGAUAUUACUGAUAAAAAGGUCAAGAGGCAAAGUAUUCACGGUAUGAUGGAGGAGGAGAAUGUAGUGCGACCCCACCAGGAAAUCGCCAGUCUCUCCCUAGCGGAGAAGAAAUAUCUGUUGGCAGUGGAACGAGGGGAUGUCGCCUCAGUGAGACGGAUGCUGCAGAAAGCCCAGGAGGACAAGUCGAUAAAUAUGAAUUGUGUCGAUCCACUGGGCAGAUCUGCACUGCUCAUGGCAAUUGACAACGAGAAUCUCGAGAUGGUGGAACUUCUCAUAAAGUACAAAGUCGAUACCAAGGAUGCACUGUUGCAUGCUAUAUCAGAGGAGUUUGUCGAAGCUGUUGAGGUACUUCUUGAGCACGAGGAAACCCUCCACAGGGAUGGCAAGCCCCACGUAAGCAGCCCGGCUGUGUCGUCCGCUUGUCAUAUGACAAGCUGGGAGGCUCUCGAUCCAGACACUGCGACAUUUACCCCCGACAUCACGCCUUUAAUACUCUCGGCACAUCGUGACAACUAUGAAAUCAUUAAAAUUCUUCUGGACCGAGGCUCGGUGCUGCCCAUGCCCCACGACGUCCGUUGUGGAUGCGAUGAAUGUGUAACAUCGAGGAUGGAGGACUCCCUGAGGCACUCGAGGAGUCGUAUAAAUGCCUACAGGGCACUGGCCUCACCCUCUCUCAUAGCCCUGUCUUCCAAGGAUCCAAUCUUAACGGCUUUCGAGCUCUCCUGGGAGCUGCGUCGAUUAUCCUUCCUCGAGCAUGAAUUCAAAUGCGAAUACCAGGAAUUGAGACGACAGUGUCAGGAUUUUGCCACAGCACUGCUGGAUCAUACCAGGAGCUCUUAUGAGCUAGAAGUGCUGUUAAAUCAUGAUCCAACGGGACCAGCGUUCGAGCACGGCGAGAGAAUGCAUCUGAAUCGACUAAAACUGGCGAUCAAGCUCAGACAGAAAAAAUUUGUUGCACACCCAAAUGUCCAGCAAUUACUGGCCUCGAUUUGGUACGAGGGCCUUCCAGGCUUUCGUCGAAAGAACAUGGUAUUACAGGCACUUGAAAUCGUACGUAUUGGAAUUCUAUUUCCAUUUCUCAGUGUCGCUUACAUUAUCGCGCCACACAGUGUCUUCGGUCAGACCAUGAGAAAACCCUUUAUCAAAUUCAUCUGUCACUCGGCAUCGUACUUCCUAUUUCUCUUCAUGCUGAUUCUCGCCAGUCAGAGAAUAGAGUCAGUGAUAGGCCUGUGGAUGGGUCAGGACAUUGAUGAGCACGAGCCGGAGUCGAAAAGAGGGGCUGCACCAACUCUAGUCGAAUGGUUCAUCUUGGCAUGGGUAUCGGGAUUGAUUUGGUCCGAGGUGAAGCAGCUCUGGGAUGUGGGACUCGAGGAGUAUGUCAAUGACAUGUGGAAUGUCAUUGAUUUUGUAACAAAUUCACUGUACGUUGCGACAGUUGCAUUGAGAAUAGUCGCUCAUUUUCGUGUUCAAAAGGAAAAUGAGGGACGAAUGCCAGGAUCAAUUGUCGGACUGCAGAGGGAAGAGUGGGACACUUGGGAUCCGAUGCUCAUAUCUGAGGGUUUAUUCUCAGCAGCCAACAUCUUCAGCUCACUGAAGCUCGUCUACAUAUUCUCGGUGAAUCCUCACCUGGGACCCCUCCAGGUCUCACUAUCUAGAAUGGUGAUGGACAUUAUGAAGUUUUUCUUUCUCUUCGUUCUCGUGUUAUUCGCAUUCUCCUGUGGUUUGAAUCAACUGUUGUGGUAUUACGCGCACAUGGAGAAGAAGAGGUGUCCGACGGAGACGAUGUAUCCGUACAACAACAACAUCACCAACAGCGAUACCAAUGCCUGCAUUGUCUGGAGGAGAUUCGCCAAUCUAUUUGAAACAACGCAGACGCUCUUCUGGGCAGUGUUUGGCCUCAUUGAUCUCGAGAGUUUUGAGCUCGACGGCAUCAAGGUGUUCACAAGGUUCUGGGGCAUGCUGAUGUUCGGCACAUACUCCGUCAUCAACAUAGUGGUGCUCUUGAAUCUACUCAUCGCCAUGAUGAAUCACUCCUAUCAACUCAUCUUCGAGCGUGCUGAUGUUGAAUGGAAGUUCGCGAGAAGCAAACUGUGGAUCAGUUACUUCGAGGAGGGGGGCACUGUACCACCGCCUUUCAAUAUUAUUCCCACACCCAAGAGUCUGUGGUAUAUCGGACAGUGGAUUCAUAAAAAAUUUUGCGGCCACAGUAGAGCUGCGAAGAAGGAGCACAUGAGAACAAUUCGGCGAAAAGCUCAACAAGCUAGUGAGCGCGACCUGAGAUACCAGGGAAUAAUGAGAAAUCUCGUUCGACGAUACGUCACUGUCGAGCAACGAAAAACCGAGGGUGAGGGUGUCACUGAGGACGACGUCAAUGAGAUAAAGCAGGACAUCAGUGCAUUCAGAUGUGAAUUAAUCGAGAUACUGAAUGCAUCGGGAAUGAAAACAUCAACGAGCUCAUCAACCGGUACCGGUGCUGGGGGUAAGAAGAAUCGACAGAAGGAGAGAAGAUUGAUGAAGGGAUUCAACAUUGCACCACAGCCUGGGGGCAGUGGCAGUUUACCACCGGUUGCUGAGUAUAUUGCAUCACUCCAGCAGGCACAGCACGAUCACAAGACGAGAGAGCUCACCAGCAGCACUCUCAGUGGAAUCUUUGCUCCUGUCACUGCUCUCAAAAAGAAUCCCCAUCACAUGAGCACUAACAGUGUUCCUGCUACUUGUAACAGGCAGAAUCGAACAUGCAGGAACGGCUCCAGGAAGAGACGAUGGGGAACUCUCAUCGAAGCUGCCAAAGUUCGGUCUAGGUUGAUAGACACCUACGCAUCCACAGGAAGAUCACGCUCCGAGGACUCAAUGUAUCCUCCCGCCUCUGAAGACGGUGGUUUCCGAUCCGAGGGGUCCUCUGAUUCGAAAUCCUCCUUGGAUGUACCAACAGCUGGGGGAUCCCAGGAGAAUCCCCAGAAUUCCCAGCAGUGUGAGCGUCAGAACAACGUGUUCACCCACAGCCAAGUAUUCUCGUCAGCACUGGCUGCCCUCAGAAUGAAGAGAAAAAAAUUCUCAGGAUCAAGGGCAUCAACGCCUGUUAUGACUAGUGGAAAUACGUCGACUGUUGAGAGUAUCUCAGCUCUACCAACGGCAAGUUCCGUGAGCUCUGUAACUCAAUCUACUAACAAGAGUCAGUUGCAGAGGGCAAGCAGUGUUCCAGCGAGGAAGAUGGAUCUAAUUUCCAAUCAAAUUAUCUUGGCGAGGUGUCACGAUGUCACUCAGAGUCAACAACCGAGCUUGGAUACUAUGGAGAUAACCAGCGUCAGCGAAAGACUUGAGGCUGAUGACAUCAGAGUCGAUGUGGAAGCCCUGAGUCCUUCGACGACCGACGAGAGCUUUCCCAGCCAGCCAACCACCUCAGGCGAUACUAUUCACACACAGAGUCUUACAACGAGCAUCAAGAGAAAUGGCUCAGCAACACAAUUGCAGAGACUCGCUGGUAUCGAUUCAAUUCGCGAUGUCACCUCCGGCUGGCUCUGAGGAUAUAAUCCGUCAUUUAAAUUGACUCGUUGCUCGUUCUAUCUCAGUUUUUAUUGGCAAACGGGGGGAUGAGAGAAAAUAUGCCGAAGGAGGUAGAAGCGCGCUGGCGCAUUUCACCGUUCCUUCAAGUGCAAUGAGAAUUCGUACUUGUAAUUUUUCUCUCGUUUUACGACGGUCGUAGAAAUUCUCCGCCCUUUUUCCUUCGAUAAGUCGUAUUUUUUUUUUUCCACAUGCACAAACGCUCGUGGCCAAUUGUUGUGAAUAAAUCGACUGUUGAAGGGGUGAGGGGUAGUGAUAUGGGGGGAUGGGGAGUAGGUGCCACUCGUACAUGCGUUGACAACUGCCAGUUAAUUCGAACUGCGUGACGCAGUCAUUACUGCGGUUUUUUUUUUUCGGGCUAUUGCCCUCUUCGUGUCACUCUCAGUCUGCAUUUUUUAAAUUGAAAAUAUAAAUAAUUGGUGAGGAUGAGUGCAGAGUUCGGGUGACUUGGGAGAAUAUUUUAAUUGAAAAUUAUCACUAUCGAAUUUUAUCGUAACGUUAAUCAAACAUCUCUUUAGUGGGUUUUACAUAGAGAGAAUAAUGAGGAUGACGACAGGUGUGGAGAGAAAUUAUUAAAGAAUGUUGACAGGAUUAUAAAAUAGCUGGUGGAUGACUCGUUGUCGUCACGACCAAGUAGCACCAGCUGAAUGCAUUAUUAAUCUAUCGUAUUACCAGUGACAACUAGAAUUAAACAAACGAUAUAGUAA
Molecule: messenger RNA, 4953 nt
Organism: Fopius arisanus
Lineage: Eukaryota; Metazoa; Arthropoda; Insecta; Hymenoptera; Braconidae
Gene: Trpgamma
Product: Transient receptor potential cation channel gamma
Exons: 20
Coding region: 443-4207 (1254 amino acids)
Biological process (GO): calcium ion transmembrane transport; regulation of cytosolic calcium ion concentration
Cellular component (GO): plasma membrane; cation channel complex
Molecular function (GO): store-operated calcium channel activity; protein binding; inositol 1,4,5 trisphosphate binding
Source: RefSeq, a predicted model, not a curated record